Molecule: messenger RNA, 839 nt
Organism: Aspergillus welwitschiae
Lineage: Eukaryota; Fungi; Ascomycota; Eurotiomycetes; Eurotiales; Aspergillaceae
Exons: 1
Coding region: 1-732 (243 amino acids)
Source: RefSeq, a predicted model, not a curated record
AUGGCUGGUCUUACGUACCAGCAGCAGCAGGCUCUACUGCAACGCGUAAAUAGUCUCGAGAAACGGAAAUCCCAGGUUGGGGCCCACAUGUCGUCGGGUGGAACGCCGGGUGCGGACUCCGUCCACUCUGGGCAGACCCAAGCAGAAUCCCAACAGCAAAACCCCGUUGUCCAGUCAGCGCAGGAUAGGGUGUCUGACGUGGCACAAACGGACCAUGUGGUACACGUGCCGCGGGCGAGACAGGCUCACCAUGAAGGAGAACAGAAUCACGUCAGUCAGCGAGUGCCGCAUCAUAGGGUGUCGAAGUCGUCACAAUCCAACCACAUUCGAGCGUCCCGUCAAAAUCACUACCAGGGAGACCCGAACCAAGCAACUCAGCCAACACCGAGCAAUGGUGGAUCGCAAUCGAUGCAAACAAAUGACGUUUCGGAAAGGGUUCAGCACCAGGAUGAGCAGCAUCCAGCCAUAAAGCAGGAUGAAGGAAGCCAGAACGAACAACAACAGCGUGCGCCCCAGCAAACUCGAGUCCGGAAUAGUAGCCGGCGGACAAUCACCGAUCAGUGUUUAAGGCAAAGAGGAGGGAUUACCGGGAACACCUCUGGGUUUGUGCCUUCGCGAUCAGAACGUGAGCGCCGGCCAAUGGCCUCUCUUUUAUUGUUUCUGCUGACGAUAAUGGAAUCAUUGCAAGAGACCCAGUCUGUCUCACAGUCGAGGGUGACCAAGCAGGAAUAAAAGGGAUCGAGGGGUCCCUUGGGCGAUUGGUAUGGGCUAUCUUGGGGCUCUUUUCGCCUCCUCUCUCUCCCGUUUCUGAUGCUGGCGACCUAUAUAGGUAUAUGGGG